This is a messenger RNA of Pipistrellus nathusii (Nathusius's pipistrelle), 465 nucleotides long. The record is from the annotation of a GenBank genome assembly. Lineage: Eukaryota; Metazoa; Chordata; Mammalia; Chiroptera; Vespertilionidae.
AUGGUGGAGAAGAAAACUUCGGUUCGCUCCCAGGACCCUGGACAGCGGCGGGUGCUGGACAGGGCUGCUCGGCAGCGGCGUAUCAACAGGCAGCUUGAGGCCUUGGAGAAUGACAACUUCCAGGAUGACCCCCACGCAGGACUCCCCCAGCUUGGCAAGAGACUGCCUCAAUUUGACGAUGAUGCAGACACUGGAAAGAAAAAGAAGAAAACUCGAGGCGAUCAUUUUAAACUUCGCUUCCGGAAAAACUUUCAGGCCUUACUAGAGGAGCAGAACCUGAGUGUGGCCGAGGGACCCAACUACCUGACAGCUUGUGCGGGACCCCCAUCCCGGCCCCAGCGCCCCUUCUGCGCUGUAUGCGGCUUCCCCUCUCCAUACACCUGCGUCAGCUGUGGCGCCCGGUACUGCACUGUGCGCUGUCUGGGCACCCACCAGGAAACCAGAUGCCUUAAGUGGACGGUGUGA